Molecule: messenger RNA, 473 nt
Organism: Hippocampus comes (tiger tail seahorse)
Lineage: Eukaryota; Metazoa; Chordata; Actinopteri; Syngnathiformes; Syngnathidae
Product: histone H4
Exons: 1
Coding region: 41-352 (103 amino acids)
Cellular component (GO): nucleosome
Molecular function (GO): structural constituent of chromatin; protein heterodimerization activity; DNA binding
Source: RefSeq, a predicted model, not a curated record
CCAAGUGUUAACAUUGAUUGUUUUGAGCGACGAAAGCAAAAUGUCUGGCAGAGGAAAGGGAGGCAAAGGUCUCGGGAAAGGAGGGGCGAAGCGUCACCGCAAAGUUCUCCGUGACAACAUCCAGGGCAUCACCAAGCCCGCCAUCCGCCGUCUGGCUCGCCGCGGUGGGGUCAAGCGAAUCUCCGGACUCAUCUACGAGGAGACGCGCGGUGUGCUCAAAGUUUUCCUGGAGAACGUCAUACGUGACGCCGUCACCUACACCGAGCACGCGAAAAGGAAGACCGUGACUGCCAUGGAUGUGGUGUACGCUCUCAAGAGACAAGGGCGCACUCUCUACGGCUUCGGCGGUUAAACACUUAAACAGUCCAUUGGUGAUCCAACCCAAAGGCCCUUUUAAGGGCCACUAAACUCAUUCUAAGAGAACAUUUUUUACUUUGGUGAUAUGAGUAUUAAUUUAAGCAUUAGUUUAGGAA